CCAAGAGGUCCUGUCUGUCCUGAUGCUGGGUGCUUUGGCUGCGUCGGGAGUUGUCGCUCUCUUGCUCCUAGUUGUCUUUGUCUCCCUCUGCUAUCGACGCAAGCGCUGCGGAAAAGCCAAGCGGGGGACACAGCUGUCCAAGGCAGAUAUCCUCGUGCAGAUCACCACGAGCGAGAGCAGCCCCAGCAGGCCCAGCGAGGUGGAAGAUGACGGCAAAGAACCCAUGGCUACAAGCAGCGAGUCUCCAGCCACGUCCCACACUGAGCACAGUGAAAUCCUGGAGGAUGACGAAGGGAGUCAGGAGUUGAAGGACCCCACCAAUGGCUACUACAAGGUGCGUGCCCAUGAGGAACCAUGCUUGGGGAGCAGCUUUUCGGAAUAUACGCCAGCCCCCCGACCUUUGUUCGGGCCGACUUCCUUGUACCCGUCCACGGGGCCGGUGCAACCCAAACUCUUUGAGUACACCCACCGCUACACCUUGGGCACACCCAGUUCCCGCUCCGCGUACGACACCACCCACGAGCGGCUGUUCCCUCCAGAAAACAUGUACAGUGGAGCAGCCUACCUCACUGCCCCCUAUAGCCGGGCUUUUACCAGCUACGUCAAACCGAGCAGCUACGAGAAGGCCGAGAGCAGCUACGAGCAGUCCGACCAAGCCAGCAAGGCUUCGGGCUGCUCCCGUUUCUCCUACACGUCCUUGUCUCAGCAGUCUGACUAUGGGCGCCCUGCUCAACAGCGCAUGCAGACCCAUGUAUGACGGGACCGCCCCCCUUCCAAACUCCUUUCGUCUUCAGUGGGAAAGAAACGGGAGUGGACCCUCGCUUUGGGGAACUGGCUCCAAAUGGUCAGGGGACAGUCCUGACGUCCUCGAUCUCUUCCUGAGGACCCCGGCAGCCUCGUCCUCUGGGGAGCGCCACAGGGGGCUGGCCAAGGGGCCCGCUCUGGCAACCAAGAUGGCCCGCAUCCUGCUUGCCUUCUUUGGACUGGAACCGCCUCUCCUGGAGCUGUGGAGCACUUGAGAGACUGUCUUUCUUCAUGUCAGGACAUGAAAGCGGACCCAGGAUGGCAAGACGUUCUCCCCUUGGUCUGGACCUGACAUUACGGGGUGACUCAGUCUGUAAGACUCCAGAUUUCACAUGGUGGCCAAGCUUUCAUGGGAGAUCAGCCAUAAGUGUAGCUUACAAAUCCAAUGGUGAUCAAGCUGCCUCAGCAGUGGGACUGACUGAUGCGCCACCUUGGCUCCCCUCCCACCCCUUCCUGCAGUCGCAUGAUUCUGGGAAAUCUACGCAUGGGCACUAAUGCUUGUAUUUUCAUUUUCCUGGCUUGGUGCUGUGGUUUAAAUCGGUGUUUCUCCACCUCAGCCGUUUUACGCUGUGUGGACUUCAACUCCCAGA
Messenger RNA from Python bivittatus (Burmese python), 1394 nucleotides. NCBI's taxonomy places the organism in Eukaryota, Metazoa, Chordata, Lepidosauria, Squamata, Pythonidae. The record is from RefSeq and is a predicted model, not a curated record.